AUGCCGCAAACUACAAUCCAUGAGAUUAGACCUCAACGCCCAUUCGCGGCAGAAUUUCCACUCAGCCUGAUCGAUGGCCUUAUGCCACGCAUCAACAACAGAUACCUGUUCAUCUGGGAGACAGCAAGGAUAUCGACUCAAAGUCUUUCUGCCACGCGCGAAGAUCUGGUCUUCAGACUGAUCGCGGCUCUACAGAGCCUUCUGACUUUCCCGGAAGACGGAGUUCUAGCAUUACCAGAAAUUCUCGGCAAUGUACACGAAAAUCGUGUGACUGGUCGACUCACUCUGAAGGUCUCCGAGGAGUCUCAUGUUCCCUUCAGAGUCACUUACCGAAACGAUAUCACAUUUGAGUCUCUUGACCAGCUAGCGGGAUUCCCACGAUGCAAUUUCCCAGCUGAGGUAUAUGCAACAGGCAUGGACGCGCUUCCGACGGCAACUCCAAUGAAAGGCUUCUGCGCACAGAUCACAUUCAUCGACGGCGGCUUCGUGAUAUGUGUCACCAAGCACCACUCUCUACUCGACGGCAAUGCACUCGCAUUCCUGAUCAAGCAAUGGUUCUCAAGAGCCCGGUCGCUCACUACUGGAGAGGAUAUUGCUGUGCUUCCACCUGCAACAUGCAAUGCGAUUCAUGAGAAGUCCGCCCUUUCUUCCACCCGACCUGUACAAGCAGUCAAGAUCUCCGACUGGUCUGUCAAGGUAGGAGCUAAGCCUACAAUCUUCGGCUUGGACACAUCGUUACUUCCUCUCAAGAAUCUCAUCAAGUGGAUUCCUUUCAUCAAGCUGCCUGUAGUGGCGAGUGGAACCUUCCAUUUUAGUGCCGAGGCUAUCCGCCGCUUGAAGUUAGAAACAGAAGCAGUGGGACUUGGACGACUCUCAACGAACGACGUCCUCUCGGCGCUCAUCUGGCGAUGCAUGACGAGAGCCAGAUUGGGCACUGGCAGCAUUUCGGAAGAACUAUCAUGUCUUUGCAUGGCUGCCAACGCGCGUCAGAGGAUACAGCCAAGUCUCCCUAAGGAGUACUUUGGCAACGCAGUCUUCACGAUUCCAACCCAUGUUGGCGUUCGUGACUUGACAGCUUCAGGCAUUGAUGCCCAAGCCAGAGCAUCGAUCGCCAUCCGCAAGUCUCUGACGGAGAAGUCUGACGACAACUACAUCCGAUCAUUCCUAAUGCUCGCACAGAAGCAAAGCAAGCUCUCUGACCUGAGACACGACAUCCACGUGUUUGGUGGCAAGGACAUCUUCAUGACGAAUUGGGAGCAGUACUUCACGUCGACCAGCGAGCUAGACGUUGGCUGUGGAUCAUUCAGACGCAUGAGGCUUCCUGCUGGGGAUGGAUUUGAUGGCUUAGUGAUGAUCAUGCUUCGUAUGGUCUUCGCGAGGCGGAAGGCACUGCAAGUCAUCCGGGCGGCAUUGAGAUCACUGUCGAUCUACAGGAGGACCAUAUGCAAAAGAUGCUGA
This is a messenger RNA of Cyphellophora attinorum, 1458 nucleotides long. RefSeq lists its product as uncharacterized. Lineage: Eukaryota; Fungi; Ascomycota; Eurotiomycetes; Chaetothyriales; Cyphellophoraceae. Bases 1 to 1458 code for a protein of 485 amino acids. The transcript has a single exon. The record is from RefSeq and is a predicted model, not a curated record.